CAGCUUUCAUUCACUGGCUUCAUCGCCUUCUUCUUGUGGGUCGUUUUUAUCGAUUGUAUUGGUGCUGGCAUCGUUAUUGCAACCAUUUUAUGGUUUGCGUCGAAUAAUUUUUUGAGAAGAGUGGAUGACCAGGAUGUGGAAUGGGGCUACUGCUUUGAUGUGCAUCUGAAUGCCUUCUUCCCGAUGCUUAUGCUUCUUCAUGUUCUUUUGCCGCUCACCUUUUCACAUCUGAUAGGUUUUGAUUCGUUUUUGCCUCGACUUCUUGGUAAUACGAUUUGGUUUGUCGCUGUAGUUUACUAUAUAUACAUCACAUUUCUGGGAUACACAGCACUUCCGAUCCUGAAGAAUACGCACAUCUUUUUAUAUCCGAUCACAUUUCUUUUCAUAUUUUACGUAGCAACGGUGACAGCUGGCUGGAAUAUUUCGUUAACAGCAAUGGACUUUUAUCAUUUACGAGCUGAAAAUAGGCAAAGAGGACAUUGA
Molecule: messenger RNA, 483 nt
Organism: Gongylonema pulchrum
Lineage: Eukaryota; Metazoa; Nematoda; Chromadorea; Rhabditida; Gongylonematidae
Source: the annotation of a GenBank genome assembly